Fusarium pseudograminearum CS3096 is the source of this 1530-nucleotide messenger RNA. RefSeq lists its product as uncharacterized. The record is from RefSeq and is a predicted model, not a curated record. Lineage: Eukaryota; Fungi; Ascomycota; Sordariomycetes; Hypocreales; Nectriaceae. The transcript has 3 exons. Gene Ontology annotation, molecular function: tRNA binding; GTP binding; translation initiation factor activity. Bases 1 to 1530 code for a protein of 509 amino acids. Gene Ontology annotation, biological process: positive regulation of translational fidelity; formation of translation preinitiation complex. Gene Ontology annotation, cellular component: eukaryotic translation initiation factor 2 complex; cytosol.
AUGUCUACCAACGACGACCCCAAAUACGACGACAUCGGGUCCGAGUCUGACUCCGGAGAGUCUGUCGGCCACAACGAGGCUGCUGAUGAGAAGCCCCUCAAGUCGGCUCUCAAGAAGUCCAACCCAGCUAUCGCCGAGCCCGCCGCUCAAAGACCUCCUCUGCCCCCCCAAACCGAGCCCAAAGACCUCGACGUCGCCAGCUUGACUCCUUUGACACCCGAGAUUAUCGCCCGACAAGCUACCAUCAACAUUGGUACCAUCGGUCACGUCGCUCACGGAAAGUCCACCGUCGUCAAGGCCAUCUCUGGUGUCCAGACUGUUCGUUUCAAGAACGAGUUGAUCCGAAACAUUACCAUCAAGUUGGGUUACGCCAACGCCAAGAUCUACAAGUGUGAUAACCAGGCCUGCCCUCGCCCUGGAUGCUACCGAAGUUACAAGAGUGAUAAGGAGGUUGACCCUCCUUGUGAACGAGAUGGAUGCGGCGGCACUUACAGACUAUUGCGACACGUCUCAUUCGUCGAUUGUCCCGGUCACGAUAUUCUCAUGAGCACUAUGUUGUCAGGAGCUGCUGUCAUGGACGCCGCCCUUCUCCUUAUCGCCGGUAACGAAUCUUGCCCUCAGCCCCAGACCUCCGAGCAUUUGGCUGCUAUUGAGAUCAUGAAGCUCGACAAGAUCAUCAUUCUCCAGAACAAGGUCGAUCUUAUGCGGGAAGAGGCUGCCCAGCAGCACUACCAGUCCAUCCUCAAGUUCAUCCGAGGAACUGUUGCUGGCAAGUCCCCAGUCAUCCCCAUCUCUGCUCAGCUCAAGUUCAACAUCGAUGCCGUCAACGAGGCCAUUGUCAACACCAUCCCCGUCCCUCCCAGAGAUUUCAGCAUCGACCCUCACAUGAUUGUCAUUCGAUCAUUCGAUGUCAACAAGCCUGGUUCCGAGAUCGACGAACUCAAGGGUGGUGUUGCUGGUGGUUCCAUUCUCCACGGCGUUAUCAAGCUUGGUGACGAGAUUGAAAUCCGACCUGGUAUCGUCGCCCGAGACGACAACGGUGCCCUCAAGUGUACCCCCAUCUUCAGCCGAGUCGUCUCGCUCAACUCCGAGGCCAACGACCUUAAGUACGCUGUUCCCGGUGGUCUUAUUGGUGUUGGUACCCGAAUCGACCCUACCCUUUGCCGAGCCGAUCGUCUCGUCGGUUUCGUGCUGGGUCUCAAGGGACGCCUUCCCGAGAUUUACAGCGAGAUCGAGGUCAACUUCUACCUCCUCCGUCGUCUUCUCGGUGUCAGGACUGCCGAUGGUAAGCAGGCCAAGGUUGCUAAGCUGGCUAAGAACGAGGUUAUCAUGGUCAACAUCGGUUCCACCUCUACUGGUGCCAAGGUUGCCGCUAUCAAGAACGAUGCUGCCAAGCUUGUCUUGACCAGCCCCGCCUGUACCAACAUCGGCGAGAAGGUUGCUCUCAGCCGACGUAUCGAGAAGCAUUGGCGUCUUAUUGGUUGGGCCACCAUUGCUGCCGGUGUCACACUCGAGCCUAGCACUUCUUAA